This is a messenger RNA of Miscanthus lutarioriparius, 453 nucleotides long. NCBI's taxonomy places the organism in Eukaryota, Viridiplantae, Streptophyta, Magnoliopsida, Poales, Poaceae. The record is from the annotation of a GenBank genome assembly.
AUGAUGCACAUGACCUUCUACUGGGGCAAGUCGGCCACGAUCCUAUUCGACGGCUGGCGCACCUCCACGUGGCUCGACUACCUUCUCUCCCUCGUGGCGCUGCUCCUCGCCGCCGCCUUUUACCAGUACCUCGAGGCCCUACGGGUCCGCACGAAGCUCAUCGCGCAAGGAGCCGCCAAGCAAGCCUCCUCCAUCCCGCCACCCGCCAGCUUCAACCCGCGGACGCCGCUCCUCGCGCCCGCCGUCGCCGGGCGCUGGCCGGCGCGUGUGGCCGUGGCCGCGAUGUUCGGGGUCAACUCCGCCCUCGGCUACCUCCUCAUGCUCUCCGUCAUGUCGUUCAACGGCGGUGUGUUCAUCGCCGUCGUCGUGGGCCUCGCGCUCGGGUACCUCGCGUUCCGCAGCGGCGACGGCGAGGAUCUCGUCGUCGUCGACGACCCCUGCGCCUGCUCCUAA